Molecule: messenger RNA, 840 nt
Organism: Rodentolepis nana
Lineage: Eukaryota; Metazoa; Platyhelminthes; Cestoda; Cyclophyllidea; Hymenolepididae
Source: the annotation of a GenBank genome assembly
AUGACAAACCAAAAAGCCUCUCUCCCCAUGAACCCAUUAGCAGACCCUAAUGUAGUGUGUUGCACCCAACUGCUUGAUUUCUUCAGGAAAUCAUACACUCGUCCAAAGCAAAUGCGCUCAUUAGCCCUAGAGACAAUCUAUGUCAACUCUCCUGCAGAUCAAUGGCUCCAAGUCUUCACAGAUGGGUCAUACAUAGAAAACCAAGCAAACAUUGAUGCAGGUGUCUUUUCUGAACUCUCCUCUUUCUACGCAGCAGCGGGACACAAUAGACCCGCUUUCAAAGGAGAAAUAGAGACCAUUGGGAUAGCACUAUGUCAAUUAUGUUGCCUGGAUACGCAAUUCACCAAAGCAGUGAUACUUUCGGACUCACAGUCAGCAAUAAACUCAAUUGGAAACAGAGAGCCACCCAAAACAGCUGAGAUAAAGGAAUGCCAUGAGCUUGCUGACACACUUGCUAAGAAAGUGACAACAAUUUUGCAAUGCAUGGACCGACCGAUGUCUUUCCACACAAUGAAGGCCUUAAUCGGGAGAGAAUUCGAGACUUCAAGGUGCAACGAACUCAAAGCUCGAACAAAGGAGAAACAGUGGACAGUGGCACUCUCCGAUAUAGCCGACUGGCCAAGAAUCGAAGCCGUUGCUGAGUUUAGACUACGUACUGGACACGAUUGCUUAGCAAAACAUCUUCACAGAUUGGGAGUAUACACUCAACCCACAUGCCCCCUAUGUAACCUACAGGAGGAAAUGGAGAAGACCCACCUGAUUCGGUGUCCAGCCCUAAAGACAAGUACGGAAAGCCAAAGAUACUGGGAAGCAAGAAGACAGCUAAUGAACUGCUAUUAA